GGAUAGAGAGGCUGUUUCCAAAUAGACCCCCAGCAUCCUUCCUCCAAGAACUUCCCACCUUGCUCUUGGGGAGACUCGAACUCACAACCUCUCAGUUGGAAGUGGAGGUUGCUUACCAUCAGAGCAACCCCUCUUGUCUAACUCUGGGACUUACAGAUUUUUCGAAAUGCAAAAUCCAAGAUGCCACUUCCUAAUUCUUUUGAUUCAACUUGUCUCCAUCAUUAGCUUUUUCCAAUACAUAAUGCCUAUAAGUGGUGAAGAUGGAACUAAUGCUGUAAAGCAGGUGGAUGUAGGCAUAAUUCUUGAUAUGGAAACAACUGUAGCAAAAGUAAUGCACACAUGUAUCUUGCUAGCUCUUGAAGAUUACCAUGCCGCUAAUCGCAGUGCCAUUAGGAUAGUCCCUUACUUCAGGGAUUCCAAGAAAGAUGAUGUUGAAGCAGCAUCAGCUGCCAUAUACUUGCUAAAGGAUAUCCAAGUACAUGCUAUCUUUGGGCCACAAAUGUCUACACAAACUGAUUUUGUGAUUGACCUAGGGAACAGAGUAAAGGUUCCUAUUAUUUCUCCAGCAACAAGUCCUUCACUUUCAGUCAAGGAAAAUCCCUACUUCAUCAGAGCAGCACUUCCUUCUUCCAGCCAGACUAAAGCCAUAGCAGCAAUUGUUAAAAACUAUGAUUGGAGGGAGAUUGUAAUCAUCUAUGAGGAUAGCCCCUAUGGAACCGGGAUAGUUCCAUAUUUGACUGAUGCCUUACUGGAAACCAGCACUUUAGUCUCCUAUAGAAGUGUUAUUUCUCCUUCAGCCAAUGAUGAUCAAAUCCUCAGGGAGCUACACAAAAUGAAUACAAUGCAGACCAGGGUCUUCGUCGUGCACUUGUUACCAUCCCUUGCCUCACGCCUUUUCCUCAAGGCCAAAGAAGCCGGGAUGAUGAGGAAGGGAUAUGCGUGGAUCAUCACAGAUGUGCUAACAAGUGUUCUGGACUCGGUAGAUCCUUCAGUGAUUGAGUCAUCAAUGCAAGGUGUUCUUGGUGUAAAGCCUUACUUUCCAAGAUCACAUGAGCUUAACAAUUUCACCAAGAGAUGGAGAGAGAGAUUUCGUCAAGAGUAUCCAAACAUGGACCAAGUUGAACUCAAUGUUUACGGGCUAUGGGCAUAUGAUAGCAUUACCGUCUUAGCAAAAGCAGUACAAAAUGUGGGCGCAACUGCCAUCCCAGAAGUCAAGAAACCAGACGCUAAAGAGAACUUAUCGGACUUAGAUGCACUUGGUACCUCAGAAUUGGGAUCUUUGCUCAUUGACACUCUGCAAAACACAUCCCUAAAAAGAGGACUAAGUGGUGAUUUCCGUAUCAUUGAUGGAGAAUUGCAGCCAUCCCCAUAUCAGAUUGUGAACAUAAUUGGGAAAGGAGAGAGAAGCAUUGGAUUCUGGACAGAGAGUGAUGGAAUUUCAUAUAAACUGACUAUGAAUGGGAAAACAGCUAAGAGUAAUAAUAAGCAACUAGGUACCAUCAUUUGGCCGGGUGAAUCGACUAUUGUUCCGAGAGGCUGGGAGAUGCCCACAAGUGGGAAGAAGUUAAGGGUUGGAGUUCCUGUCAAAGGAGGCUUGGAGCAAUUCAUCAAAGUGGAAAUAGAUUCAAAAACACAAGCAGUAACUGCAACUGGUUUCUGUGCAGAUGUCUUCAAAGAAGUCAUCCAAUCUUUGCCAUUUGCUGUCCCUUACGAACUUAUUCCAUUUCGAAUACCAGAUACCCUAACUCUUCCAGACUAUGAUGAUCUUAUUUACAAGAUCUCUUCCAAGGAAUAUGAUGCAGUUAUAGGUGAUGUCACCAUUUUAGCGAACCGAUCCAAGUAUGUGGAUUUCACAUUACCUUUCACGGAGUCGGGUAUUUCUGCAGUAGUGCCAGUAAGGGAUGAUGAGAGGAAGAAUGCUUGGAUUUUCUUGAAACCUCUAAAGACCGAACUUUGGAUAACAACUGGAGCAUUCUUCGUCUUCAUUGGUUUUGUGAUUUGGGUACUCGAGCAUCGUGUAAACAAAGAGUUUCGAGGACCCAAACACAAACAAGUUGGGAUGAUAUUCUGGUUUUCCUUCUCAACUCUUGUUUUUGCACACAGAGAGAGGGUAACAAGCAACUUAACAAGAUUCGUGAUUAUUGUGUGGGUUUUUGUGGUGCUGGUGCUGACAUCAAGUUAUACAGCCAACUUAACAUCUAUGUUAACAGUGCAACAGCUCCAACCUACUAUAACAAACCUUAAUGAUCUCAUAACAAAUGGAGAAUAUGUUGGGUACCAAGAAGGUUCCUUUGUCAAAGAUGUCUUGAAGCGCAUGAAUUUUGAUAGCUCCAAGUUUAAGAGUUAUAGUACUUUGGAAGAGUACAAUGAUGCCCUCUCAAGAGGAAGUAAAAAUGGAGGAGUUGGUGCAAUUGUUGAUGAACUACCUUAUCUGAGACUUUUCCUCAACAAGUACUGCAGGAAGUACAUUAUGGUCGGUCCAACUUACAAGGCUGCCGGCUUUGGAUUCGCAUUUCCAAAAGGAUCUCCAUUGGUACCUGACGUCUCGAGAGGAGUCCUAAAGGUGAUGGAGGGAGAGUUUAUGAAUAACAUAAUACAGAAAUGGUUUGGGAAUGAAACAGAUUGCCCAGAGAAAGAUGGAAUGGCUAUAACAUCGGACAGCCUCACGCUAGAUAGUUUUAAGGGCCUUUUCCUCAUAGCUGGUGUAUCAGCUGGUUCCGCUCUUCUCAUAUUCUUCCUCAUCUUCCUUUAUCAGAAUAAAGAAAUCUUAGACACUGAUGAUUCAAUAUGGCAAAAGCUUUCUACAAUAGCUAAAGUCUUUGAUGAAGAGAAAGAUAACUCUAAUUCUAAGUCAGAAACGCCAGAAGGCAAUGAGAGCCAAACGGCUACACCUUUUGCAGCAAGUGCAGCUUCCCCUGAUAUAUUGCUCCAUCUUGGUUCGCAAAGCCCAGAAAUCAGAAUUUCCGACAGCCUAGGAGCAUCCCAUGCAGAAGAAGGGUUUUCUACACCAGAACCUGGAACUCCAGUUCAUGAAACCCUUACAGGGACAAAUGAAGAGAGAUGAUACAUAUAGCUGCUACUACAAUAAUGAACACAACUGAAUAGGGCCCUACAAGAGAUUGUACAGAGAUGACCUAGCUUUAGGGUAGUUAAACCAUAUUACAUUAUAACCUUUUCCCUCUUGGCCAUAAUAUUUGUAUCAAGAGGCAGCUCCAGAAUUUAGAUAUGAUAGGUUCAUCAUUUAAGUUCUUACUAUUGAAUUCAUUGCACUUUUGUAAUAAUAGAUUCCUAAUUAAAUAUUUGUUGUAAUUAUAAUACUUUUCCACUUAUAUUUAUGUUCUGUGUCGAAA
Nicotiana attenuata is the source of this 3350-nucleotide messenger RNA. RefSeq names its product glutamate receptor 2.8-like. The record is from RefSeq and is a predicted model, not a curated record. The coding region runs from base 167 to 3064 and encodes 965 amino acids. Gene Ontology annotation, cellular component: plasma membrane. Lineage: Eukaryota; Viridiplantae; Streptophyta; Magnoliopsida; Solanales; Solanaceae. Gene Ontology annotation, molecular function: glutamate-gated receptor activity. The transcript is spliced from 5 exons.